GUUAUAGAUUCUCCUGAAGUGAUUGAGCCUCUGAAAAGUGAGGUUGGACUGUCCCACACUGUUGGACAAAUGAUCCCAGCACAGGAGAAGGGUGGAUAUGAGCCAGAAGAGGACACGGUAGAUAACUUCACUGCCACCUCUUCUAGUGUCCCAUCAGCUGUAAGUACAUUCCAUGUAUUCUUUAGAAACGAUGUGCAUAUCACUUUCUUGUUAUGUAAUAUUCAGUCUCCGUAUGAUAUAUAAUCCCUUUUGUUCCUUUGCAGUGUGAAAUGGUUGACAAUGGCUCAGAGUCAGAUGCCGAGUUAUUAGGAGCAGAAGGACCCUCUGACAGGUAUUGGUUUAGGCCAUAAUCUCUGGUAUUAGUAUUCUGCUAUCAUUCUUCUUGCCAUUGUUAUUAUGACGGUGUUUUUUCUUUUCAGCUCCAUACCCAGAUCUGCCAUGUCUCUGAAAAACUUCAAUCUGGGAAAGGUAUUGGGUGAAGGCACAUUUGGAAAGGUGAGUUGCUGUGUCCCUAAUAAGGGUUAUUACCCUGCUAAAGCAUAGCCACUGACCUUACUGUCUCAUUCCAGGUGUUCCUGGCAGAGUACAAGGACACAAAACAACUGUGUGCCAUAAAGACCCUCAAGAAAGAGAGGAUUAUUGCCAAGAAUGAUAUCAAGAGUGUUUUCAAGGAGAAGCGAAUCCUUCAGAAGGUUACCAGCGCAGAGCACCCAUUCCUGGUUUCCUUAUACGCCACAUUCCAGAGUGAGAAUCACCUCUUUUUUGUUAUGGAAUAUCUCCCUGGAGGUGAUCUGUGCCAUCUGCUCGAGCAUCAAGGAGCAUUUGAGGAGUCAAAAGCCAUGUAAGUGGGAAUUAGGGAUUAGGAUUCAGGGUUGAUCUAUGUGAAAUACUGGGGUGUCUGACUGGUAGAGAGUCCUGGCAAGCUGAAAAUCUUAUUUAUAUAGAGUAGCAUUCACAUAUACUGUAUGUCCUAAAUCUAUCAAAUCACUCAUUGAAUUAUUUUCCUCUUUAUGUAGGUUUUACACUGCCUGUGUAGUCCUCGGCCUGGAGGAAUUGCACCGGAACAAUAUUGUUCAUAGGUAAGUGUUACAGCUCUUAUAGCACUGUACAAAUCACAUUAGCCAAUAUAAAAUAAAGAAUGAUGUAAUUUAUCUGUCUUCACUUUGCUAUAAUGUCUACUAUGAACAAUGUUUAUUUUUUUUUCAUUCAGAGACUUGAAACUUGAAAAUCUAAUGGUGGAUGUGCAUGGCUAUCUGAAAAUUGUGGAUUUUGGCCUGAGCAAAGAUGGUUUCAGAUAUGGAGAUCGCAGUAAGACCCGGUGCGGAACAAACUGCUACAUGGCCCCAGAGAUCAUUGAUGAGAUGGCAUACAGCAGGGCCGUUGACUGGUGGGCCCUUGGGGUUGUGUUAUAUGUCAUGCUCAUGUUCCAGUUCCCAUUUGAUGCAGAAGAUGACAUGGAAUUAUUUGAGAGCAUCAGGAACGACAAACCUGCCCUGACAGAGGAAUUGUCAGAGGAAGCUCAGUGCCUAAUACUAAGAUUACUGGAGAAAAAUCCAUGUCAUCGCCUCGGAUCCAGCGAGACUGGUGCUGAAGAGGUUAAAGCCCAUGAAUUCUUUGAAGAUAUUGAUUGGGAAGAAUUUCUUGAAAGAGAACAGAUGCCUCCAUUUAAACCAGAUGUCAGUGGCCUUACAGAGAGUACCAGGCAAUCUGAAUGCCAAGCCUGGGGAUUAAUGCCACCAGCUGAAGCGAUAUCAGCACAAGCACAAGCGUUAUUUGAAGGAUUCGACUAUUCAGCUGAGUGAGAGGCAAUUGCAAGGGGCAGAUAUAUGACUGGAAAGGGCGGGUGGAGGGCCAGUCCAUAUACAAAUCAGAAGCCCCAUUGACUUAAAGUUAAUA
This is a messenger RNA of Xenopus tropicalis (tropical clawed frog), 1896 nucleotides long. RefSeq names its product serine/threonine-protein kinase N1-like. Gene Ontology annotation, molecular function: ATP binding; protein serine/threonine kinase activity. The record is from RefSeq and is a predicted model, not a curated record. The transcript is spliced from 6 exons. NCBI's taxonomy places the organism in Eukaryota, Metazoa, Chordata, Amphibia, Anura, Pipidae. The coding region runs from base 1188 to 1802 and encodes 204 amino acids.